AUGCACGUGUCGUCGAUUUUCGUUUUCACCUUGGUCCUCAAUGUUUACUGUAUUCAAGUCAGAAUUAAAGACCAGUAUUCUAACGAUAAAAGUACAAGUUCACGUCCAGCUGUUGUGAUCCGUACUGGCACAGUCACUGUCAACAAUCCGAAAUUACCUUCAACCAUCUCAGCUCGAACACUUCCAGCGGAAAAGCAGUCGAACCUUUUGAGAGUGUUGAUCAUCGGAAGUAAACAAGAUGUCCUCACUACAACAAUUCUGAGGAAAAUCGCAAGCAUUCUCGGUGAUGCCCGCCACCGAGUGACUCUAUUGUCGCCGUUCACCGGUUCAUCAGCAACAGCCCCGUCCGGACAGUAUACCUCAAAGAAUAUCGACUAUGUGGUGAAAAGUGAAGCUAUCGUUAAUGCAUGGGACCAGUUCAGUGUGCUGGAACGUAUACGAACCAUAAGAAGGACAUCUCACGACAUGAUGACUUUUUGUGAAAAAGUUUUUGGUCGUAUGGAUGUGAUCGAUUGGAUGCGAAAUGAGAAAUUCGACAUUGCAAUCACAAGUGGCGCCACAUCGAUCAUCCUCACCACAAGUGAACCUGCUCCGUGGAUAGUGAAAUCCAUGGGUAUCCCGUAUACUGGUAACCUUUUUGAGUUUUACAAGGUUCCGUUACGGCUUCGAAACACAAUAUUUUCAGAAAGCCCAACCGUCAAUGCACUGCCUUAUUUUCGACGGGCCAAAACGGUGCUGUCGAGUUACAUUGAAGAAAUGCUUCUUGAUUAUGAUUUGAUCCAUCCACUGGAUCACAUGGGACAACGUAUGGUUGGAGAGCGUUUUACUCCAUUCCAGGAUGCUGUCGCACAAACUUCAUUUCUCCUAGUCAAUGGUGAUGAACUCUUGGAUUUCCCUCGACCACUUACACUGCAAUGGGUCUAUAUUGGUGGACUGCAUGUGAAACAACCUUCGAAACUUAGCCAGCAAUGGUCUACCGUACUAUCAAUGAGAGCCCGAAAUGUGCUUGUAGUAUUUGGCGGUGCUUCACUAGGAUGUGGCCAGGGAACGACUGUUCUCUUACAGGCGUUUCUGGAAAUCCCCGACACCACUUUCAUAUGGCGCAAUGCCUCUGGACCAGCUCUGAAUCAAUCGAACGUUGUUUUCGUGAGCCAAGUAUCGGAGAGUGACCUUCUGGCUGAUCCCCGAGUCACAGCUAUUAUCACAGAUGGAAGGACCGAUUCACUAUAUGACCUCGUUACUGGAGGAAAACCAGUAAUAUGUAUUCCGUCGAACUUUGAGCAACAAGGGAAUUGUGAUCGUCUACAUGAGCGAGGAAUUGCAAUUGUGAAAGGAUGUGACUUGUUGUCAUCGAAAAACGUCAAAGAGAUGAUAAAGCAAUGUACUACAUCUGAGUAA
Haemonchus placei is the source of this 1398-nucleotide messenger RNA. Lineage: Eukaryota; Metazoa; Nematoda; Chromadorea; Rhabditida; Trichostrongylidae. The record is from the annotation of a GenBank genome assembly.